Messenger RNA from Magallana angulata, 1133 nucleotides. RefSeq lists its product as uncharacterized. Bases 483 to 1133 code for a protein of 216 amino acids. The record is from RefSeq and is a predicted model, not a curated record. NCBI's taxonomy places the organism in Eukaryota, Metazoa, Mollusca, Bivalvia, Ostreida, Ostreidae. The transcript has 4 exons.
AUAUGCGCCGUUAUCAAAGUUCCCCUCCGCAAUAAUCAUCUUAAUUUUAUGUCUACAUAAUGUAUCCGGGAUUUUAUUAUCCGAUCGCAUAGGGUUUGACAUUUAGGCACUUUAUUUCCCGAUUAUCUCCCUUUUUUCAUACAGCAGCGGAAAGGAAAGGUUGGUUAUUUAAGGAGCCCAAAAUAUUUUUAUAAUUUCUAAAUACCCGCCCAACCCAACCCUUGUUUUACAUGUAUUGUGGUAUGUAUUCUUUUUUUUACAAAUUUUAAGGACAUACGACAUGAACCUUGAGUUUAUUGAGUUAAUGUUAUGAAAAAGUUUGCUGCCGUUUGGUUUUUGCUUUCUCUUUUCAGCAGAUAGCUGGGUAAAUGGUCCGAUGAUGGUGACCUGGACAGCUCCCUUUGGGUUACUGCUUAAGUCACAGUGGUCGAGAGGGCGUAAUUGUCACCUUCAAUUUAACCAUCCAACUGAUUUUAGCAUGUAUGAGCCUUGCCAAGAAAAAGCCAACAUGGCAGUCCUCUGAGAAAUAUUCCUCCGACAAGGCGGUAGAUGGAAACUUAUCGUUAGUUGGUGACAGUUGUACAUCUGAGGCAUCUCCAACUGAUGUCACAUGGAUGGUAGACCUCGAAGACAUUAAGAGUAUAGCAUAUAUAUGGAUAACUUAUCGAACUGAUAAUGCACCAUUUGCUAACAGUGUUUUUGCUAGCAGAUUGUUGGGGUUUUCUGUAUACGUGUCCAAUACAACCAACAAAGAGGAUGGUCAUUUAUGUUUUCAUGAUUCAGGAAAUAGCAUAUCUACUAUAUCUAAUUUCAAAAGUAUAACGUGUGAAGUACAAGGCCGUUUCGUGAUAUAUUACAACACAAGAGAAGGAAAUGACAACAAAAGACCAGGUUAUUCUACAACAGCUCACCUUGAUCUGUGUGAAGUAGUAGUAAUUGGAUGUCCUCUCGGAUUCUUUGGGGUCAAAUGUUCCAUACCUUGCCCGCUUUCUUGUCGACAUUGUAACUAUAACACAGGGAAAUGUCUUGGAGCAUGUGCACCCGGAUUCCACGGUGAAGCUUGUGCAAAAUAUAGCCGAAGUAAGUACAACAUGAGAAGAAUACUUAAGACUACAUGUCAGAUAUUGGAAUGA